GGCUCCACGUGAGCUGAAACGUGAGAGGACGGGGACUUCCUCCGUCUACUUCUACUUCUUCUUCUUCUUGAAAACAAUAACAAUAACAAGAACAGCUGUUUCAACGUUGACUGACAUGUUGUCUUCUACUGUCCUGUGUCUCCUGCUCCUCCUGCUGCUCUCUGCCUCUGCAGAGACGCUGGCGGUGACGCCGGGGCAGGACGCUGCUCUGGGGUGUCAGGCUCUGGAGGACGGUCCCGUGUCUCUGCUGGAGUGGACCCGCGAAGACCUGCAUGACACCGGCUACGUCUUCUUCUACAGAAACCAGCGCGCCUACGAGAGGUACCAGCACCCGCGCUACCGGGGCCGGGUGGAGCUCAGAGACCCGGACAUGAAGCACGGAGACGCGUCGGUUGUCCUGAAGGACGUCGGCGUCAACGACACCGGGACGUACGACUGCCGGGUCAUAAUCGCCGGGGACAACGAGAUGCCGUCCUCGGAGACCAGGCGGCUCGUCAACCUGACCGUCACCGAGCCCGAUCCUCCAGCUGGACCGGAGGCCGGGGACACUGGACUCGUGGUCGGGGGGGCAGUCGCUGGAGUCCUCCUCCUUCUUCUUCUCCUCUCUGUUCUGGGUGUAGUCCUCUGUAAGCGGCGUGGCGGUCCCGGGAAGAGUCGUCCCUACGAACCACCGGCGCCUGACACCAACGAGGAGACCUGACGUCCUCCUGCUCAAAGAGUCCGUCCACAAAAGACAGACGUGUCCAAUAAGAGUCGGGUUAGUCCCCGUUGCAUCGUCACCUCGGCCGUUUGGGGCUCCUUUAUCG
Messenger RNA from Etheostoma cragini (Arkansas darter), 806 nucleotides. RefSeq names its product coxsackievirus and adenovirus receptor homolog. The record is from RefSeq and is a predicted model, not a curated record. NCBI's taxonomy places the organism in Eukaryota, Metazoa, Chordata, Actinopteri, Perciformes, Percidae. The transcript has 3 exons. Bases 116 to 700 code for a protein of 194 amino acids.